This is a messenger RNA of Ictalurus punctatus (channel catfish), 3430 nucleotides long. It is a transcript of the gene slc6a15, whose product is annotated as solute carrier family 6 member 15. Gene Ontology annotation, molecular function: proline:sodium symporter activity. Lineage: Eukaryota; Metazoa; Chordata; Actinopteri; Siluriformes; Ictaluridae. Gene Ontology annotation, biological process: L-leucine transport; sodium ion transmembrane transport. The record is from RefSeq and is a predicted model, not a curated record. The coding region runs from base 393 to 2627 and encodes 744 amino acids. The transcript is spliced from 12 exons. Gene Ontology annotation, cellular component: plasma membrane.
UAAACAGGCAAGCCACCCCUACAGCGUCGAGCGGAUGAAACUGUCACUCAAGGCGAAACGUGAGAGUUGAUUUUCAGCAAGACCGGCAGCAGAACUGUACCAGUCGUGUCAGAUAGAGGAGAGGCAGUGUGAGGUGCACGUGAGACAUUGUGACUUAUAUUUCAGGCAUUAUAAAAUUCAACUGGAAUAUCCUUGACCAUUUCUUGCUCAAAAAAGCCUGUCACAUAACAAUGAGGCCGUAAAUAUCACCUCGCUCCAAGAUUUCUCAUUAAUAUUCCAUUUGAAGCACGUGACUUUAAAGAAGAGAUUUUAAGGUUCUUCAGGCACGUUUCCUGCCCUUCAUCCCAAACCAAAAAAGGCAUUUCACCCCUUAGGAACGAUUGACUUAUCAAAUGCCCAAAAACAGCAAAUCCGUCAAGAGAGAGCUUGACGAUGAUGUCAUUGAAUCUGCCAAAGAUUUGCUUUCCAACGAGGAUGCAUGUGAUGAGCCGUUUCAGAAGAGCAUGGUGAGUGUGAAAAACGCAGCCGGCUGUGAGGAGCGGCACGUGAAGGAAGGCUCUGUUGAUCCCGAAGAGGAAGAGGAGGAAGAUGAAGGCGAGGAGAGGCCCGCAUGGAGCAGCAAGCUCCAGUACAUCCUCGCACAGGUGGGCUUCUCAGUGGGCCUUGGCAACGUCUGGAGAUUCCCAUACAUGUGCCAGAAGAACGGAGGUGGAGCCUACCUGGUGCCCUACUUCAUCUUGCUUGUGGCGAUUGGGAUCCCGCUGUUCUUCCUGGAGCUGGCUGUGGGCCAGCGCAUCCGUCGCGGCAGCAUCGGCGUCUGGAACUACAUCAGCCCUCGACUGGGUGGCAUCGGCUUUGCCAGCUGUGUGGUGUGCUUCUUUGUGGCACUUUAUUACAAUGUCAUCAUCGGGUGGAGUCUGUUCUACUUCUCACAGUCAUUUCAGCAGCCUCUUCCCUGGCACGAGUGUCCUCUGAUCAAAAACAACAGCACCACAUAUGUGGUGCCUGAGUGCGAGAAGAGCUCGGCCACUACCUACUACUGGUACCGUGAGGCUCUGGAUAUAUCCAACUCCAUCUCAGAGAGCGGAGGACUCAAUUGGAAGAUGACGUCGUGCCUGCUGGCUGCGUGGUCCAUGGUGUGUCUGGCCAUGAUCAAAGGUAUCCAGUCCUCAGGGAAGGUGAUGUACUUCAGCUCCCUCUUCCCGUAUGUGGUGCUAAUCUGUUUCCUGGUGAGAGCCCUCCUACUGAAAGGUUCUGUGGAUGGCAUCAUCCACAUGUUCACCCCCAAGUUGGAGAUCAUGCUGGAGCCUCAAGUGUGGCGUGAAGCUGCUUCACAGGUGUUCUUCGCUCUCGGCCUGGGUUUCGGUGGCGUCAUUGCCUUCUCCAGUUACAACAAGCGCAGCAACAACUGCCAUUUUGACGCCGUUCUCGUCUCUUUCAUCAACUUCUUCACGUCUGUGCUGGCCACACUGGUGGUGUUCGCCGUGCUCGGCUUUAAAGCCAAUAUCAUGAAUGACAAGUGUGUCGAACUAAACGCAAAAAAGAUUGUUGGAUACCUAGGCAACGAGAUAAGUCCUAACUUAAUUCCGCAUCACAUCAACUUAAGUCAAAUGAGCACAGAAGACUACCAGCAGAUGACCAGCAUCAUCCAUGGCGUGAUGGAGGGCGAUUACCCUCGCCUGGGCCUGGACAGCUGUUCUCUAAAAGAGGAGCUCAACAAGGCAGUGCAGGGUACAGGACUUGCCUUCAUCGCCUUCACUGAAGCCAUGACCCACUUCCCUGCCUCUCCUUUCUGGUCAGUCAUGUUCUUCCUCAUGUUGGUGAACCUGGGGCUGGGCAGCAUGUUUGGCACAAUCGAGGGUAUCAUAACACCCCUCGUGGACACUUUUAAAGUACGCAAGGAAUACCUGACAGUCGGCUGCUGUUUCCUGGCAUUCAGUAUUGGUCUAAUUUUUGUCCAGCGGUCAGGCAACUACUUUGUGGCCAUGUUUGAUGACUACUCUGCUACGCUGCCCCUCCUCAUUGUAGUUCUUCUGGAAAACGUGGCUGUAGCCUGGGUUUAUGGCACUGAAAAGUUUUUCGAGGAUCUAAAGGACAUGCUGGGUUUCACUCCGUUCCGUUAUUAUUACUACAUGUGGAAGUAUAUUACUCCUCUGCUGCUGCUUGCCCUGCUGACUGCUAGUGCCAUCCAGCUGGGCACAAGUCCUCCAAGAUACAGAGCCUGGAUCCAGGAGCUGGCUCAAGACCAAUCACUCAGUUAUCCUCCAUGGGGCCUGGCUGUCUGCAUCACGCUAGUGAUCGCUGCUAUUUUGCCUGUCCCUGUGGUGUUGGUGUUGCGAUAUUUCAACCUGAUUGACGAGAAGUCUUGUGGCGCGUCCGCCGCCAUCUACAAGAAGGGCCGGAUCAUUAAAGAGAGUGUUCACAGAAAAAGGCAAGAGGACGAGGGAGAUGACACCAGUCUCCUUCAGGGAAAGACACCAAGGGAGACUCCUUCUCCCGUGCCGCCUAAUAGUAUGUACCACAGGGAGAGUAGCACCAUAGCUCAAGCAGAGCCCGCCUCCAAUGGCCACUUCAGCAUCGGAUAUCUCAUGGCCGACAUGCCAGAUAUGCCAGAAUCUGAUUUAUGAAGGCAAGUCAUGUUUUGUUCCUGUCAGAGCUCAAGUUCAGGGCUUACAUGUGAACAUAAAUCAGUACAUUUGCCAGUCCACAGCAUCUGUGCAACAAGUUAACAAUCCAUCUCACCUGUAUUACCACAAAUCUUCACCCUCACCCUUCAGUGUAACUCCCUUCCCCACCUCAUUAUGUUGUUAUGAAAAACAGUAUUUCAUCUAUAGAUAUCGUAGACACACCCGUGGCCCUAAACAUUGCCCACGGUUUGCGCACUCCCUUUCUUUUCCUGUCACCUCUCUGAUCAAUGGAGAUCUAUAACCUCUGGGUUUCAUUCUGUAAAUAAUGAUCAUGUCUGCAGUAAGAAUAGUCGCUGUCCAUCACUAACAAGAUUAGAAACAGUUUAGCAGCUUCUGAAGCACUUAGAAUGUACUGUAAGCAUCAAAUGUGAAAAUAAACAUGCAAUAUUACUUUGAUUUGGCAAAAUUAUAGUUAUAAUAUGCACCGUAUGAAUGAACUGUACAACCUAAAAAUGACUGUUCAAAUAAUGUGUGCCUAAUAAUUUGUUUAUACAAUGUGGCUGUUGUACAUUUAAGGUAUGUUGUAAAUAUAUAUUAUAUUUAUCUGAUAGUUUGGAUAUCAAAACAUGUAUUUGGUAUAAAAUGCUCAAAACCCCAAAUGCCAUCUCUCUCUCUCUCUCUCUCUCUCUCUCUCUCUCUCUCUGUUUAUGUAAUGUCACUCUAUGGCUAUGUGACAGUUUUAACUGUAAAUAUAAUUUUCCUUAAAUGCUUUGACCUCUUUUUCAACAUUACAAUUAAAAAUG